Molecule: messenger RNA, 1327 nt
Organism: Aspergillus neoniger CBS 115656
Lineage: Eukaryota; Fungi; Ascomycota; Eurotiomycetes; Eurotiales; Aspergillaceae
Product: protein HGH1
Exons: 5
Coding region: 157-1233 (358 amino acids)
Source: RefSeq, a predicted model, not a curated record
GCGGUACCGAAGUCUGAAAUAGUUGACCCCCACCAGCCGGCGGGGAAAAGAAGACGAAGAAAAGGAAGAGAAAGCACAUAUUACAUUGAUAUCAGCGUGUGCAAAUUGUCGCCUCUUUUACCUCUUCCCUCAAUUUGAAGUUAAGAACCCUUUAACAUGCCGACAGAGCUAGAAGAGCUUGUCGAAUUCCUCCACCAUGGAAACACCCCGAUCAGACAGAUUGCAUGCGAAAAUCUAGUGGGCUUUUCGGUCUCACAACCAGAACUUUUCAAACGCCACCAGCUUCUCCCAGUCCGUGACCUGAAGCUUUUGGUCCGCGACUACACACCUAUCGCCAAAAAUGCGAUAACAAUACUUAUCAACCUUUCGGCCGAUGAUGAAGUCUUAGCGGCUCUUGCGGAAGACGAUGCUUUCGUCGAAACCCUCUUAGUUAAAUUGACGAAUGUCAAGGAGCCGAAUGCGGAUGAUGUCGCCAUGUUGUUCGCCAACCUCGCGAAAUCAGAAAAGAUGAAAAAAUUGCUCGCGCUGAAACGGAAGGUUCCUGAGGGGGUAUCCAGUUCUGCUAAUGCGAUCGAUCAGCUGAUGGACUGUUUCGUCAAAGGGGCCGAGGGCACCCUUAACAAAAACGCCAAUUUCGACUAUCUGUCCUAUUUGUUUGCUGAUCUCUCAAAAUAUGAGGAAGGGCGGGCCUAUUUCACUACAAAGCAAGAGUACGAUGAUGUUGUGCCAGUGACGAAACUAACCGUGUUCACGGAACACGCGAGUAGGAUCCGGAGAAAGGGAGUCGCGUCAACUAUCAAAAACGUCGCAUUUGACCUGCCUUUCCAUCCCAAACUCCUGUCUGAAGACGAGGCUGAUAUUCUUCCCUAUAUCUUGUUGCCUAUCAUGGGCCCUGAGGAAUAUGAUGACGAAGAAUCUAUGGAUAUGCUGCCAGAUCUCCAGCUGCUGCCGCCCGACAAACAAAGAGACAGCGACACUAGUAUCAUUGUGACACACCUUGAGACUUUGCUGCUGCUCACCACGACGCGUGAGGGACGGGAUAAGAUGAGGGCCAUCAAAGUAUAUCCUAUAAUCCGAGAAUGUCACCUCCAUGUUGAUGACGACGCUGUUCGGGAAGCCUGCGAUAGGCUAGUUCAGGUUUUGAUGCGGGAUGAAGAGGGCGAAGAAAAGCCGCAUCCCCCUAUCGACAGGAAUGUAUAUGAUGAUGACCAAAAGGUUGAGGAGCUAUUCUAAGGAUCUGCAUGCAAAAGGUGCGCAUGUGUUGUGAGGCAUUUGGGAGCCCGUACCAAUAGACGAGCCUAGUGGCCUUUCUACAUACAAAACAUCU